Molecule: messenger RNA, 3184 nt
Organism: Pantherophis guttatus
Lineage: Eukaryota; Metazoa; Chordata; Lepidosauria; Squamata; Colubridae
Source: RefSeq, a predicted model, not a curated record
AUGGCAAAAAGGUUAGCCAUCACUGUCCUAGGAUAUACUGCAGCUAUGGCUUGCAAGUCUCAACCAAUAAAAUGCAGCAUCCAAGAUCCUAUCCCCAUUGAUCACAAAUAUUUCCAACCAGGUGACCUAAUCAUUGGUGGCAUGACUUCUUUUGUCUUCAUAACUAGAGAUGUAGGAAGCUUUGAGAAAGAUCCCCAUCAUUCAACUGUGGGUGAAUCUCUAAUCCUGACUAAGUAUUAUCAUCAUAUCUUGAUAAUGAUAUUUGCUGUGAAGAAGAUCAAUGAAGACCUCCAGCUCUUACCUAACAUCACCUUGGGCUUCCGAAUAUAUGAUAAGUAUGCUGGCUAUCAUGCCAAAAUGGAACUUUUUUCCAAUGAGAACAGAUUUGUUCCCAAUUACAAGUGUGGCAUCCUGAACAAACUGAUAUCGGUUGUUGGGUCUAUUGAUCCUGGAAUCUCUUUAGUAGAUAUUUUAGAUACUUACAAAGUUCCACAGUUCCCAACUGUUUCUUCACCAAAUGAAAGCCCUUUCUACUACCACAUGGUUGCAGAUGAAGAACUUCAUUACAGGGGGAUUAUUCAACUACUCUUACACUUCAGAUGGACUUGGAUUGGGGUACUUACAAAAAGACUUAGAGGAAGAACAUUUGAUCAUCUAAUCUUCUCAAUGUUUCCUCUCCAUGGCAUCUGCACUGCCUUCGUGGAGCAAUUGAGAUCAAUUUAUAUCAACAAUUUUUUUGAUAUUUUGAAAUGGCUUGUUGAAACCUUUCACUUUCUUGUUAAAAGCAAAGCUAAUGUUGUAAUACUUCAUGAUGAGAAUCUCUUAAAUGUAAGAUGGUUGUUACGCCUACCUGAAAUGGAAAUAGUUUCUAUAAAGCCAAAAGGUAAGGUGUGGAUUGUGGCUUCCCAAAAGAGUCUUGCAUCAUUCUUUUAUCAAAAAAGCUGGGAUAUCCAAGUCCUCCAUGGGGCUCUGACCUUUGGAGCUUACUCAAAUGAAGUUGAAGGGUUCCAACAUUUUCUUCAGACAAGAGACUAUUUCUCCUCAAAAGAGGAUGGUUUCCUCAAAGAUGUGUGGGAACAAGCAUUUGGCUGUGUGUUUCCCAGUCUACCUGGGAAUGAAGAAAUAGAGGAUGUCUGUAUAGGAAAGGAGAAAUUGGAGAGCCUGCCUGGGGCAUUUUUUGAAAUGAAGAUGAGCAGUCAUAGUUACAGUAUAUACAAUGCAAUAUAUGUUGUAGCUCAUGCUUUACAUGCCAUGAAGUUGGGCCAACAAUAUAAGAGAAACAUGAAUGGGAAAAAACUCAGUCUUCAGAGUCAUGGCAAUCAUUUGCAGUCAUGGCAGCUUCACUUCUUUUUGAAAAAGGUCUCAUUUAACAACAGUGUUGGAGAUGAAAUUUCCUUUGAUCAGAAUGGAAAACUGAUUACAGGACUGCAGAUUGAGAAUUGGGUCACUUUCCCUAACCAGUCCUUCCAUCGAGUGAAAGUUGGGAAGCUGGAUCCCUGGGCUUCUGAAGACCAAAAAUUCACCAUUCAUGAGAAAGCCAUCAGCUGGCCCAGCACUUUCAACCAAACCAUACCUGUUUCAAUGUGUACCGAGAGCUGCCCCCCUGGUCAUUUCAAGAAAAAGCAGGAGGAGAAGCCAUUUUGCUGCUACGAUUGCCUUCCAUGUCCCAAAGAGAAAAUGUCAAGCCAGAAAGAUAUGGAUGACUGUCUGAAAUGCUCAGAAGAUCAAUAUCCAAAUAAGGAUCAAGAUUCAUGUCUUCCCAGGCAAAUAUCUUUCUUGUCCUAUAAAGAACCAACAGGAAUAAGUUUAGUUGCUCUGGCAAUUUUCUUUUCUCUCUGCACACUUGUGGUGCUGGCAACAUUUUUGAAGUAUCACCAUACUCCCAUUGUCAAGGCAAAUAAUCGAAAUCUCACCUACCUUCUACUUAUCUCCCUCCUUCUCUGCUUCCUUUGCUCACUACAGUUCCUUGUUGCACCAAAUAAUAUAAUAUGUCUCCUCCGACAAAUUAGCUUUGGCAUCAUCUUCUCAAUAGCUGUGUCUUCUGUGCUGGCAAAAACCAUCAUUGUGGUUAUGGCUUUCAUGGCCACCAAGCCAGGAUCCAGGAUGAGAAAAUGGGUAGGAAGAGGACUAGCCAUCUCCAUUGUAUUUUGUUGUUCCCUCAUUCAAGCAGGCAUCUGUAUGGUGUGGCUGUUCACAUUUCCUCCUUUCGCUGAUGUUGACAUCCAUUCAGAAAUUGAGGUCAUUGUAUUGCAAUGCAAUGAAGGCUCAGCUACCAUGUUUUACUGUGUUCUGGGAUAUAUGGGCUUUUUGGCAGCUGCCAGUUUCACAGUAGCAUUUUUAUCCAGGAAUCUCCCCAGCAGUUUCAAUGAGGCCAAAUGUCUCACAUUCAGCAUGCUGAUCUUCUGCUGUGUGUGGGUCUCCUUUGUCCCAUCUUAUCUGAGCACCAAAGGCAAAUACAUGGUGGCUGUGGAGGUUUUCUCCAUUUUGGCCUCUAGUGCUGGAUUGCUAGUCUGCAUAUAUUUCCCAAAAUGUUACAUAAUAAUUGUUAGGCCAGACCUAAACAACAAGGAACAACUAACAAAGAAAAAAUAUUUGUAAUCCAUGCACAAACAUUUCCUAUUUUCAAUAUGUAUCUCUUUUGAUAUCCCCCAUGUUAAGUCUUCACACAUUUAAUUACUGAAUUUGGGACUGUGGGAGAAAUUAUUAGGAUAGUUUUUUUGUAUAUUAGUAAAUAUACAAAAAUAUGCAUCAAAUUAGUCCUUUUUCAAAUAAAAUUUAAAUUUGGAGAAAUAAAGAAAUGAAGAAAGUAUGAUAUUUAAGAAUGCAGCUUGGUUUUUGAGGUUUUUGAACACUUGAUUAGAUUAAAGUUACAUAAAGAAUUAAGAUUCAGUCUCAGAAAAAGGAAAAGCUUGUUCCUAGUCUAGAAUGUAUGGGCAUUAAGAAUCUUUUUUUGGAAUGCUGUUGUCUGAGCCUGGACUAAAUAGCAGGGGACAGAUAAGAAAAGAAGUAUAUUUUUGAAGUGUUUUAUUCUGAUUGUAUACAUAUGCAUUGUUUUUUUGUUUUUUUUUAACUUUGUAAACUGCCCAAAGUCACCUUGUGAAUGAGAUGGGUUUCAAAUAAAUAAAUUAAAUGAAUAAAUAAAUAAUAAAGGAAUAGUUAAGAAAAAAUAUGAGUAUCCAUCAAA